Messenger RNA from Astyanax mexicanus (Mexican tetra), 12413 nucleotides. RefSeq lists its product as uncharacterized. The record is from RefSeq and is a predicted model, not a curated record. Gene Ontology annotation, molecular function: nucleic acid binding; zinc ion binding. The transcript has 2 exons. Lineage: Eukaryota; Metazoa; Chordata; Actinopteri; Characiformes; Acestrorhamphidae. Bases 989 to 3421 code for a protein of 810 amino acids.
GUGAGCAAGUUCAUUAAGUUCGCUCAUCCUCUGUUUGCUCUCUCCCGUAACAGGUUUAGGCCUGUACCUAAUAUAUCUGAGAGACAGCUGUUAUAAGAUAACAGGACAUAAUUGGCUCGCUCCCCGGAACAUGCUAUAUGAUGACUGAGGAGCAUAUCUCUAAACUCAUUAAAUAGAGGCCAGCAUAUCUCUAAAUUCAUUAGACAGACCAGAUGGCCACAUAGACUCCCACUCCAUGGGAACAGCAAACAAAGUGAAGGUCAACAUUUUUAAAAAAAAACUAUACCAUGUUGAUUUGGUCACAAUUAAAUCCAAUUAUGGGACUAAUGGCAUAAUGCCCAUAACCUUGACCGGAAAAAACCUCCCUAAAGGUGAUCAUGUUUGGGAACAAUUAUGUUCAACCGAUAUAUGGUUAUAUAACGGUAAAAGGUGGAGCCUAAAGCCCCCACCUUUGGUUUGCCCAAAUACUGUAUAAAAGAGCAUGUAACUCUUUGUCUCAUCAGAAGAUUGGAUCCUUCUGGCUGAACUUGGCUGAUUUUUCAAGACAAUAAAAGAGCAUCUUAGAACUUUGAAGAACUCCGUCUUCUCCUUUUUUUAACUCAGGGCACUCGUCUGUUUUUACCUUCUUUCUUUUGAACUUAGAACCUUUGUAGUGAUGCAUGACUAGAUAACUUUUAAAGAGUCUAUUGUAAGCUAGCCCAAGGCUUCCCUUAAGGGAGGCCAAGAGUCGUCAGAUUACGAACGACAUUUGGCGCCCAACUAAAAGGGGCCUCGAAAAGAGCCCAUACAUAGUAACGAUUAGAGACCAGCAGCAGUGACAUCGUGAAGAAGACAAUCCUCUUCAAAUCCUGAAGGACAGUUUCCUUUUAGAAAGCCUCAAUCAACUGGACACAGUCCCACUUGAGGAGAAAACGAGAGACUAACGUGGCGACACCCUUCACGCAGAAACAGAUAAGAGUAUAUUUUACUCCUUCUUAACUCAUUCAUCAUGGGUGGUAAAAAUACCAAGACUUGCAAAAAUGAAGUAGACCCAGUACAGCUCCUUAUUGAAAAAGGGGUUGGCACUUAUGCUGAACUUACUCAGUGUAUGGCUAGGUGGCAUAAACUGACAGCUAAGGCUGAUAAACAAUGGCCCCUUGCAGGGACCUUUGACACAGAGCUGUGCAACAUGAUACAUGCCUUAGAGCAAGAAUCUUAUGUAUGGAAUAGCCGACAGAGAAUUAAACAGCAGCGCAGGCUGAUUUUGCUGAGAGCAUUUAUGGACCAUGGCCCUAAGCCAACUAAUGCCCCGACAAGCCCUACCAGUCCCAUUCCAAUUCCAGAGAGACCUCCACCAUAUGCCUCUGAACGCACACCGACUACAGGGAUUUACCCUGCAAUGGCACAGGGCUGGCCAGAUGCUUCAAUUGAAUUAAAAGGAACCCUGAGCUUUGAGAGAACAUCAGAUGAGACAAGUGACCCACCAACUGCCACACCUGCGACCACACAAGAAGCUGGAGAAGGUUGCAGUAAAUACACACCCAAACCGCUAGCACCAACCUGGACAAGACCAAGCCCCGCUCAAGACACACCCACUGCAGGUGGCCCCUCGAUGCACGAGGAACAGAUGAGUGGUGAGACCACACCAAAGAGCAACUAUGAAAGCAGCAUGCACGAGCCCUCUGUUAGAGCCAAAGAACCAAGAUCACGCACCCCAGCUGAUGAAGAACAUCCUUCAGAUACUGAAGAACAAUGUUCUCAAGUGCGAUUCCUAACAGCUCCACUACAGCGGAGAGUUACUGGCGUAUUGGAAAUAGAGCCUGAAGCAAGCGCCAGACAGCGACGAGACAACUUUGAGGACACGUAUAACAAAACGGAGAAGGCUAUAGAAGAAGAACUCAAAAAACUAAUUAAUAAAGGUGUCCCAAAGAACUCAACCACCUCACACGUUGCACACGGCCUGCGUAGAAGCCGAUCUAUUGAGCUGCAAAGUCCAGUAAUGCAGGAUGAACUUGCUGACUCAGAUUUCCCUCGCACGGACUCUGAAGAGGAUGAGGAUCUAAUUGGCUGGACAGCGACUCUUGACCGAACACAUACCCAAGGUCCAAGACGCUCUGAACGUAUAAGGCAGAGACUGAGGUCCCACCAGCUUAGACCGUCCAAGUCAUCCCAUUUCUUCCCCAUCAUUGCCCAGGGCCUGGGUAAUUCAUAUGUGCCCUGGUCCUUUAUGGACUUGAAAGGCCUGGUUGAGCAACUACCGAACAUAACCACAGGAGGGCAGAAGUGGAUCACUGCUUUUGAAGACAAGACAUCAGGCUAUACUAUAGCCAUUGGAGACAUAAAGGCUAUCCUGUCACAUUCCGUUGGAAAAACCAAAAUGGAGGACAUAUUUUCACUGGCCAAGUACAGAAACCUGGCAACAAAACAAUGCUUUGAAGACAUACCUUUCAACGCCUACCGAAACAAAAUCUGGGAUGCCAUUCGUGAAGAAUUCCCAACUGAUAUGGAUCCAAGUCAACUGGAUUCACUUGAACUGAAACCUGACACCCCUGCCAUUGAAUACAUCACCAAUUUUCAAAAGAAAUGGCUAGAAGAAACGGGUACUGCUUGGAACUCUUCCAACCAGUGUCUGUUUAAGAUGAUGCUGAGAAAAAGCUUGCCCAAGGAAGUGCAAGAUGCACUUGAUGAGGUCGUGGGUCUAAAUAAUAUGGAUUGGAACAUGUUUAAAGAUCACAUCGUCCAUCAUGCGGAGCGAUACAAGAAAAAGAAGGCUCAGAAUAAAGAAGAGUUGGAGAAAAUAGCUUUGCAGCUACAAAGAGCACAGCUGACAGAGUUGAAGAAGAAAGAUAAGAAACUAGCUGACCUCAUGGCAGUGGUGGCCUCUGAUAAACCCAAAGCACCAAAUGCGACUGAUCAGAUUUUACCUGUACUGACCACACAAGCAUCUGUACAACAACCAAUGCAAAAUCCACAGGUGAUGCAGCCACAACAAGUUGUUCCUGCAACUCAGACGUUUCCUGCACCUACAACACCAAUGAUGCCAAUCAAUGCAAUGCUACAAAACCAAAGCAUGCAGCCCAGCGCUGUCCAGACUACCAACCCCAAUCUCAACCAACUCCAACAACCUGUGCCACCUGUUAAUGUUUAUGUUAACACAGGAUUGGGCAACAGGGGAGGACUCAGAGGAAGAGGAAGAAGUAGAGGCCGUGGGAUGCCAAGACCUAAUAACAACCCAUUCGGCAUGCCUAAUGCGCAGACCCUGGAUCAAUUAGACACAUUUGACAUUUCAGGCCAAAAAUUCCAACAGGGUCAAGGAUACCAACAAGGUCAAAACUACCAGCAAGGCCAAGGCUAUCGACAAGCUGGAGCUUCUCCUGUUUGUUACACAUGUCACCAACCUGGCCACUACUCAAGAAACUGUCCGAAUGCUGGAUGGUUCUGAAGAUGCCCGGAAAGCCUUGAGGGGGAGAAUAUUCAAUUGGCAGUAUCAAAUUCGUCUAGUAGUGACCCAAAAGUACAGGUUAAAAUUAAUGGUGAGAAAAACAUAUUGUUCUUAAUUGAUACAGGAGCCACCCACUCCGUAAUUGGUCCAGAAGGAGUAAAUCUUCCCCUGUCCUCUCAUCAACUAAGGGCACAAGGCUUUUCAGGGAAAACGCAAACAUUAAGAUUUACAGAACCUGUACACCUAACCAUAAAUGAGCAAACUGUGGUAGCUCCCCUAUUAUAUUCAGAAGCAUGCCCAGCUAAUCUCCUAGGUAGAGAUAUACUAUGUAAAUUGAGGGCAGAUAUCAGAUGUUCACCCACUGGAUUGUGUAUAGACUUCCCAACCCCAGUAUACCAGAUGUACAUAAAAGCAAAAGAGGGAAGACCAAUCAAAGACUUGCCAACAGUUUAUUGGCUAAGGCUAGUAGAUAACUUACUUGACAGGCUCUACCACAAGUGGGAGCCUUGGAUCGAGAGUCAUAGACCUGACAUGAAAAAGGUGUCAGAUGAUCUGCAUUGUACUCUUUUGUACGAUCAUGAUAACUCACAGACUGAAUAUGAUGCAUGUUGGCAACAGUGCCUACAGGGCAAAUCAAUCACAUUAAGAACAGGAGAUAUGAUCAUAGGUCCCCAAGGAGUCGCUGUAGAAGCUAUUUUGGAUGACAACUUGUUACAAUGGUACAAGGUUGAGAAUUCUGUACCACAUGUGUCUCUUAUGGUUGCUAAAUACAAUCAACCAAUGGACUUAGGUCCGAUGGUGUUGGCUAGCAAAAAGAUGACAUGGAUUGAAACAGAUGAUCAGUGUGUCUUCGAAUCGGCUGAUCGAACAUACUAUAAAAUAACCACCAAGUCUGUUAAUAGAACAAUAGCUGAAAAGGUUGCUGUGGAUAGAUUAGCACCAUAUAUUCAAGCUAAACUAACCCAGGAACAGGAAGAACUGUUAAAGGCGGUACCUGAGCAAUUGUGGACCCAACACCACACUGAUGUAGGCUUUAUUAGAUCUGUAGAGCCAGUCCAAGUGACUCUUAAGCCAAACGCCAGAUUACCUUACCAAAGACAAUACCCACUGAGUAAGGCUGCGUUUGAGGGUAUUAAGCCAACGAUUGAGGGCUUGUUACAGGCAGGAGUCCUAGUACAAACAACCAGUCGAUGCAAUACUCCAAUUUACCCUGUGAAAAAACCCAACUCUGAUAAAUGGCGCUUAGUACAUGACUUGAGAGCUGUAAAUGCUGUUGUGGAAGGCGAAACUCCUGUAGUGCCUGACCCACACACCCUACUCUCAAAUAUCCCUUUUGAUGCUACGUUUUAUAGUGUUAUUGACCUCUGCUCUGCAUUUUUCAGCAUUCCACUCGAUGAGCAAUCCAGAUUUUUGUUCGCAUUUACAUAUGGAGGCAAACAAUACACUUACACCCGCAUGCCACAAGGCUUUAGUGAAAGCCCCAGCAUAUUUAACAAAACAGUAGCACAAGACCUAGGUGACAUUGAAAUCAACAGUACAUUGAUUAUGUAUUUUGACGAUCUGCUAAUUGCUUCCAAAACUAAACAGGAAUGUGAGGAAGAUACAAUAACAGUCUUAACCAAAUUGGCAGAGAAAGGCCAUAAGGUUAGCAAGGCCAAAUUGCAAUUUUGUGCUGAGGAAGUAGACUACCUUGGCAGACGCUUAAAAGGAAACAAGCGCACAAUUAUGCCAGCACACAUUAAAACCAUCCAAUCUGCUCCUAAACCAAUUACUGUAGGCCAAAUGCUCACAUUUUUAGGAAUGGCUGGGUACAGUCGCCAAUGGAUUUGUGACUUUGCACUUAAAGCCGCCCCCCUCAGGAGAUUGGUAAAAGCAGCCGGACAGAGAAACCUUAAAGGAAUCUUGGUUUGGGAUGAGGAAGCUGAACAAGUUUUUAUGCAGAUCAAGCGUGAUCUGUGCAGUGCUCCUGCAUUGGCCAACCCAGAUUACUCAAAACCUUUUGAACUUUUUGUGUCUGUAAAGAAGGGGUUCGUUAAUGCUGUCUUAAGACAACUGUCAAACCCCAUACAGGGCUACACUCAAGCGAACACCAUAGCCUACUUUAGUACACAGCUUGACAAAAUUGAACAAGGCAUGCCACCUUGCUAUCAAGGUUUGGCAGCAGCAGCAUAUGCCUUUGAAAAGGCUACUACAAUUACCAUGGGAUACCCAGUUACCAUGUAUACCAACCAUUGCCUACAUACUUUGUUAACAUCUAACUCCUUCGUGCUGACAAAUGCCAGACGCACAGGCUACGACGUUAUCCUGUCUGCACCUGAACUAACCAUUAAACGAUGCAACAAAAUUAAUCCAGCUGACAAGAUACCACUCCCGACGGAGGGAACUCCACAUGACUGCGAACAACACACUUCAGACUUCUUGAAGCCUAGGCGUGACUUAGCAAGUGAGCCCUUGACGUACAAUGACUUGAUUCUUUUUGUUGAUGGUUCCUGCUUUAGGGGACCAGAUGGCAACCUAGCUGGUUUUGCCGUAGUAAAUUACGAUCAGACCACUAAUCAAUUUGUGACUCUUUUUAAAGCUAGUGUACCACAACCAUGCUCAGCCCAAUUGGCAGAGCUCAAAGCUUUGACAACUGCUUGUCAAUUAGCUAAAGGUAAACAAGCGACUGUGAUGACUGAUUCGGCGUAUGCCCACGGGGUGGCGCAAGUGUACGGAUCUAUCUGGGCCCAGCGCGGGUUCGUACGAGCUGACGGUACCGAAAUUGCACACGGACAGGCCAUUUCAGACCUCUUAGAAGCUAUCUUGCUUCCUGACAGACUUGCCAUUGUUAAAUGUGCUGCUCAUAGACAUGACGAUUCUCUGAUUACCCAGGGCAACAAUAUGGCUGACCAGGAGGCUAAGGAUGCUGCUACCGUAACAUUGCAGUGCCCUGCCCAAUCCCCAGACAGACUCCAAUUGGCUGAGGAACAACUAACUGAGCUUACACCAGACUUAACUAGCUUAAGUGAGUGCCAAGAGAAUGCAAGUAUCUAUGAGAGAAAUGUUUGGAUUAAAAGAAGAGCUAAACCAGAAAAUGGUGUCUGGUACGGCCCAAAUGGCCUGCCAGUAGCUCCCAUAUCCUUAUUAAAUAUCCUGAUUGCUGAUGCACAUGGCAUAUCUCAUGUCCACCGGAAAGAAAUCAUUAAACAAAUUAAGGCUGAGUGGUGGACCCCAUAUUUGGUUCUCACUGUAGACCAAUUCCUUAACCAUUGUGCUGUCUGUAUACAGUACAAUUUCAGGAAAUCUUUGACUGCUCCAUUAGGACACAUCCCUGUUCCUGAUGGCCCCUUCAGACACUUGGUAAUGGAUUACCUAGAUAUGGGAAAACCCGUUAGAGCAUUCCGCUACAUUAUAGUAGUCACCGACAGAUUCAGUAGAUGGACUGAAGCUCAAGCAACUCAAAAAGAAACAGCCACUGCAGCUGCUAGAUUCCUGAUUCGAGAGGUGAUUCCUAGAUUCGGAGUACCAGAUACGAUUAGUUCAGAUAACGGUUCGCAUUUUGCCAACAAAGUUAUCGCAGCCAUAGCCAGAUCACUUGGCAUUAAACGUAGGCUUGGCUGUGUCUACAGACCACAGAGCCAAGGCAUUGUUGAAAGGCAGAAUGGAGUCUUAAAGGCAAAGAUUGCCAAGAUCAUUGCGCACAGUGAAGGAAAAAUCAAUUGGCUAGAUGCCUUACCGCUAGCUUUGAUGAGCAUGAGAAUGACCACAAAUAGAGUGACCAACCUAACACCACAUGAGAUGGUGACAGGCAGACCAAUGCCAGUUACGUACCUUAGAGCACCAUAUCAAGGCCCUAGUCUUGAACAGCUCCAAGCUGAACUUCAUGAUUAUGUCACAUGCCUUACCAAAAUUCACAGAGACUUAUUUGCCCAAGCGAAAGGAGCUAGUGUUAACAGAUCUGCUGAGAUUGACAGCUCGCUGACUGAACUGCUCCCUGGAGAUUAUGUAUAUGUCAGAGUACACAAAAGGCAGUGGGAUCAACCCAGACGGGAGGGCCCUUAUAAGGUAGUUUUGGCCACACCCACUGCUGUAAAAGUGGAGGGAAAGACUGUUUGGUUCCAUCUGAACCAUUGCUCAAGAGCCCCUCCAUUUUACCGACCCCCACAACAAUCUGAUGUGCAACCACCACAGCAAACUGAUGAACAACCUGCUGAACAAGCACAAGGUGACCCUGCUCCUGUCUCACCUAGGGCAGGACCAAGUGGAUACCAGAUCCUGACUAGACAACGUGCACGUCUAACUCCUCCUGACCCGGGCUCAGAAUCCGAUUAAAAGCUACAUCACUGCCGACCUUAAACAUCAGACACACUGCAAUUGACAUCAUUCGAGGAAGAAAUGCCUCCAUGGCAUCCUUUUAGGCAUCCUGGUCUUUGCGGACUAAAAGGUACCACCCUUAUCUUCAUCAUCAUCUCUUGCAUCAUUGUUUUUGCUAUUCUUUUCACGGAACAAUCUGCACAUACGCCUUCCACGGAAUCUGAACUUUGUGCUAACUGUUCCAUUGAACCAAAUACUACUGGACAGUACUGAUUAAGUACUUGGACCUUUUUCUUGUUUCCUUUCGUAUUUUUGUUGUGUACAUUACCUUCAUUGUGUGAUUUGUGUAUGCUUUUAACCGAAUUCCACCUGAUGAACCCCUGUCAAGCUUUUCAUAUUCCGACUCUCCCCUAUCCAUUACCUGUCUUUUCCUUUUUCAAAGACCUGCCUUUAUAUUUGAUCAAAGCUGACAUCUCUAUAGCACACACAUUCAUAGCACAAUCCUCUAACCAUUCCGGACCAAAUGGUAUAGUAGAUACUGGUUUGGAAACAUACACUAAUUUUAUCCCUUUUCUGGAAUCAACCCUAUUGAUUAACCCUGAACACCUUUUAGUUGCUGAAAUAAUUAGACCAAACUUUACUACCGCCAUUGUCUGGUAUUUUGCCACUCCAGGUGAUAGCACGUCUUUAAGUCGCAGACAAUACUUUCGUUCAUUCGCCACAAGCAAGUCCUCACUACUAGAGUACUGUUGUCAUUGGAUUGCAUCCUAACUAUGCUACUCACACAAAUCCAGACUAAGAGUCUUGACCUUUGGAGGUCCCAUAAAGACCACUUUUUACUUGGGUUGACAGUAAUAAUGGCAGCCUUCAUCACUUCUGCAUUAGGUGCUCUACUCAUAGCUAUGCUAUGUAACACUUACCAAACUACAACUCCCAUCCAAAAGGUUGACGAUUCUACUCGAACUAUCUUUAAACGCUCACUUGACACCAACAAAUACAGACGUUCCAUUGUCCAUCAGACUUGGUCUGAAUUGGGCAAUCGCACGUGUGAACGAUACUGUCCCUAUGUCGACCCAACAGUUUGUAUGUCCGCUUCCAACCUGUCCCCAUCCUUUGCUUACGCGAACAUUUACUUCGAAUGGACACAAUAUCGCCAAUCCGACUACAAAACAAUUAAAAAACGCUGUUUGGCAUCACCUGCCAAUAUCUGUGACCAACCUGCUAACUGUUUCAAUUCUGCGCGCCUUAGGAGACGCCCAUCUAAGCCUUUGCAUUGCAGCUUAGCUUUAUUAAUGUCAUACUUCCUGACUACUACUCCCUCCAUGCACAACAGAUACACCUACUUUCAAGUUGAAUAUCGGUCUAUGACCUCAGUAGCAUUCCUAAUUGACACUAAAGGUAAAUUUUCCCUGAAGGCUUAUCCAAUCGGCUCUAACUGCUCACAUCAGGCUCAAUAUACUUUAAAUGCCUUCUGCGAGCCUCUAAUCUGCUACGAACAAGCCCGCCUGAACAGGACUCCACGAGCUGUGGUACAUUCCUGGGAGGCACAGAGAUUGUUUACAUUUGAUUCCUUAGACCCUAAUGACUUACCUGAUACAGAUAAUGACCCUGGUGUUGUGAUUUCCCAAUAUGCUGAUCAGAAUAUGUUCUAUCAAUAUUUGACCUACACAGCCCAAUCAGUUGCUUCAACUGACUGUUUUGCUUGUCACAAUGGUAACAGUGUCCCAACUAUCACCCCAAUAGAUGGUUUAGAUAUUGUCACUAACACAACAGUUCCCUCUCCUCUGCAAUGCUUGAUGUCUUCAUUGACCAUUCCCAACCAACACUCCGCUGUUGAUCCAAGAUGUACUGAUGUUGAUGGUCCAAUUGUACCACCACCUCCAGUUAUACGUGAUACUGGAGCUCAGUACCCAUUUUGUUUUUGUAGGGCCAAUGCACGACACAACCUUCCUGAACUUGACAACAGGUGUCGUAUUAGACUUAAUUCCACUGGUACUGAUAUACUCACAGGAUAUAGAUAUCUUAGGGUUAACUUAGCUAACGGUACCCUCCCCCUAGCUGAUCUUUUCUGGAUAUGUCAUUCAGACACUAAACUGCUCCAGUCCCUUACUAACUCGUGGACUGGCUGUUGUGCACCUGUCACUUUAACCGGUUCUGUUUCAGUUAUGACCUUUGGUGAUGCUUUACCCAGACACAAACGUGAUCUUUAUUCUGACAUUUCAGAUGUACAGAAUGUUCCUGAGCUCAAUUACCUAGGCAUCCCUGUAAAAAUUCCCAAAGAACACUUGGUUAUGAGUGAUGGUAGCAUUGGAGCCACAGGUAUACUGUUUGCUGGACUGCAAGCCUAUAGAAAUGGCCACUGGAUUAAUUACAUUUGGUACAACCAACAGAGAUUUCUUAACCACACCAUUACUGCCUUAGAGGCUCUUGGUGAGCAAUUGGAUGCAACUUCUAAAAUGACCCUUCAAAACAGAUUCGCUAUUGACCAAAUGAGAGCACCUGAUGAUGGUGUCUGUGUUCUGAUUGGUGACGAAUGUUGUUCCUAUAUUCCCUUACAUACUGGUUCUGAUGGUAAUUUUACUAAAGUAAUGUCCAAACUUAGAAACCUGCGUGAUGAACAUGUUAGAAACACUCAAGCUGCACAAGACUCCUGGUUUAACUGGCUAUUUUCUGGUCAAUGGAAAGCUCUUUUAAUGAGAUUGGCUAUGAUGCUUUUAUAUGUCAUCUUGAUUUUGAUGUUUGUGGCAUGUUGUGUUGUACCUUGUUUGAGAUUGUUGAUUGAACGAACUGUUUCAUCUAUCUCUGGACAAUAUGCUGUUUUCCAUGCGUCUGUUGACUCAUCAGCGGGACUUGAAGUUAUUUGUCAAAUGGGCCAGGGCAUGUCCCCGGACAAUUAAUGCAACUGCGCCCUCCGGGUCAAGGUGAAGUGCUAGUAACCUCUCCCUUGACCUACACCGUGCCUUUCCACGUGGCGCAAAGUCACAAAAGGCAGAAGACGUCUUCAACUACCAUUUGGUUUUGUGUUUUUAUCCCUUUGCCUUUGAAUGAUUCUCCAUGUAAAUGGACUAUUUAAUCCUACACCCUUGUUUCUCACCUGUCCCAAGAUUCCAUAAUAAUUGGUUGUGUUUAUACCUUUACAAGUGUGCCUUUCACUGUCUGGUGAAAUGUUUUACAGUUACAUAUGUGUAUUGUGCCUAAGGGGGGACAUGCUUAUUUGGAUCUUUCUUACCUACUGCUCGUGUUCCCAAAUUCCUCUGAAGAGGCGGAGCCCCUUGACUGUGCAUUGUCUUGGUAACGCUACACAUUCCCAUAGGGGACCUAUCAGGUAGCUUUUCCAGGCAGCGACCAAACAGACUGGUAUUUCCCCAUCAGUAUAGCGCCUUGGCUCUAGGGGGGUUUGCCAUUCUUGCCUUUGUGCUGGGGUGGUAUGCCUUAACCCUUGGAUCUUGAGGUAGGCGACUGCAUGUGGGGCCUUGUCGGGUUGCUUUGCCAGGUGCCAUGUUUGACGUGCCUUUCUAUGCUCAAUUAUUCGCCAGUUACCAGCGAGGAGACAAGGGGAAUGUGGGGUUGUUUAAUCAGAUACUUAUGUCACUUUUGACAAAAGCAUUUCAAUACUUGAUAUGCGUAAUUCGGACCUGUUUGACCCUCCUUGUGGACAAUAUAUUAAUAUGGAACUUAACCAUGUAUUCGACAUAUCUAUCAUAUGUAACCCAAUCAUGUUAUCCAUUAUGUAAUCCAUUUGAAAGUGUGCAUUUUCAUACCUUUUGUAGUAAUUACACCACCUUUAUUCAUUUGUUUUGGUGUCAUGUAGCUGAAUAUAUAACCAUGUAUUUCUUACUAUUCUGUCAUGUUUACUCACCCAUAUACAUAAGAAUGUGCCAAAUCAAUGUGGUUUAAAAAUGGACUUGGGACUCAAAAUAUUUACGAGCACGUAACUCACUUACAAUAAAAUAAUUAAAACUCUACUAAAGUCUUUAUGCUCUGAAAGACAGCCUAAAAUACCAAAUUAUCCCAUCGUUGUUCCGUGGGACUAAAUCCCACGGAAGGGGGGAAUGUGGGGCCUAAUUUAGGAUAUUGAAGAAGCAUAUGUGUACAUUUCAUAUACUGAAGCACACUGGCCUCAUGUGAGCAAGUUCAUUAAGUUCGCUCAUCCUCUGUUUGCUCUCUCCCGUAACAGGUUUAGGCCUGUACCUAAUAUAUCUGAGAGACAGCUGUUAUAAGAUAACAGGACAUAAUUGGCUCGCUCCCCGGAACAUGCUAUAUGAUGACUGAGGAGCAUAUCUCUAAACUCAUUAAAUAGAGGCCAGCAUAUCUCUAAAUUCAUUAGACAGACCAGAUGGCCACAUAGACUCCCACUCCAUGGGAACAGCAAACAAAGUGAAGGUCAACAUUUUUAAAAAAAACUAUACCAUGUUGAUUUGGUCACAAUUAAAUCCAAUUAUGGGACUAAUGGCAUAAUGCCCAUAACCUUGACCGGAAAAAACCUCCCUAAAGGUGAUCAUGUUUGGGAACAAUUAUGUUCAACCGAUAUAUGGUUAUAUAACGGUAAAAGGUGGAGCCUAAAGCCCCCACCUUUGGUUUGCCCAAAUACUGUAUAAAAGAGCAUGUAACUCUUUGUCUCAUCAGAAGAUUGGAUCCUUCUGGCUGAACUUGGCUGAUUUUUCAAGACAAUAAAAGAGCAUCUUAGAACUUUGAAGAA